Molecule: messenger RNA, 1499 nt
Organism: Poecilia reticulata (guppy)
Lineage: Eukaryota; Metazoa; Chordata; Actinopteri; Cyprinodontiformes; Poeciliidae
Product: diamine acetyltransferase 1
Molecular function (GO): spermidine binding; diamine N-acetyltransferase activity
Source: RefSeq, a predicted model, not a curated record
GGCGUAAACAAAGGCAGAGCAGAUGAACAGCGACCCAGUGAGGGGCCACCGAGAGCUGGAUGAGCUCACACCGACGAACAGGUCCUGACCAGAGGCUGACUGUGGGGGAAAAGCCACUGCGAAGCGAAUGAAGAAGCACCUGAUCUUCCACUUCACAUACAGAGGUCUUCUAACGAAAGGAAAAAAGAGUAAAAGAAGAAAAUGGAGUAUAAAUUACGAAAAGCUGAGCCCAAAGACGUGUCCGAUAUAUUACGACUGGUGAAGGAACUUGCAAAAUAUGAAGAGAUGGAGAGCCAGGUCACGCUGACGGAAAAGGAUCUCCUUGAGGAUGGGUUCGGCGAGACGCCGUUUUACCACUGCAUCAUCGCUGAAACUCCAGGAGAGAACAGCAGCGACGAGCCGGACGUGGUGGGCUUUGCCAUGUACUACUUCACCUAUGACCCCUGGGUGGGCAAGCAGCUGUACCUGGAGGAGUUUUAUGUGAUGGACAAGUGCAGAGGGCUCGGCAUCGGUUCAGGAAUCCUGCGGCAUCUCAGCGACCUGGCCAUGAAGACGCGCUGCACCGGCAUGAUGUUCGUGGUGGCGGAGAACAACCAGCCGUCGGUCCAGUUCUACAAGCGGCGCGGCGCCGAGGAUCUGUCCCAGGAGGAGGGCUGGAGGCUCUUCAGGUUCGACAAGGACAGCCUGGUCAAGAUGGCCACUCCGGCCGAGGAGUGACCGACCGACCGCCGGGCCGAGGAGGAGGAGGAGGAGGAGGAGCAGGAGCAGGAGGAGGAGGAGGAGGAGGAGGAGGAGGAGGAGGAGGAGGAGGAGGAGGAGCUCGUCUUUACAGCUUCAGCUUCUAAAUAGAGAAAAUGUGUCGACGUGAUUCUGAGUGUAUUUUACUUCAUUUAGUUUAUAAAUAUUUUAUUCUGUCUAAUAUUAACCAGCAUUUCUGUGCUUUUAGUCCAGAAUCAAUAAACGAGCAGUAAUGAUGCAACAAAGUCUCUGAAAAACUCAGAAAGGUUCAAAAAGAAGAAUUUAUAUCAGAAUAAGAUUUGGAAUAAUAAACAUAAUUCAGUUGUAAGUAUUGUAACUAUUGGAAACGGUUCAUGACAGUUGAUGAGAUUUAAGGCGAUAAUGAAUCAUUUCACCUUUGACCUUCUGAACUGACUGGAUGCUGCAGGAAAAGUCCAGAAUAUCUGGAGGUUCAGCUGAAGUGUCCUGGUUCUGAUCCGAACAGAACCGGCCGACCCGUAGAUCAAUAUGGUUCAAUUACAGGAUUAUUUUUGAGUAAGAAAUUAAAAAUGAACAAAAUUUGGUUCAUAAAUAUGUAAUUAUUUGGCUUCAGUCUUUAAUUAAUUGAGCUGUUUCUUUCCAUCUUCAUGUCAUUUUAAUGUUUCUAAUGUUUUAUUUUAAAGUCUGAAAGUGAAAAAAAUCCUGAUUCAUUUCAACAAUGAAACGUUUCAGGAUGAAUUUAUUUUCUGUUCAAUAAAAACAGAAGAACUUGAAUAUUUUAA